Molecule: messenger RNA, 1512 nt
Organism: Mycotypha africana
Lineage: Eukaryota; Fungi; Mucoromycota; Mucoromycetes; Mucorales; Mycotyphaceae
Product: Poly(A) polymerase central domain-containing protein
Exons: 5
Coding region: 1-1512 (503 amino acids)
Cellular component (GO): nucleus
Molecular function (GO): RNA binding; poly(A) RNA polymerase activity
Source: RefSeq, a predicted model, not a curated record
AUGACGACAACAACAACAGACAUUACUAAUGAGCAAUGGAUCGCUUUUUUAGAAAACAAUCAUAUUGUUGAAACUCAGGAAGAGGCCUUGAAAAGGAGAAGGGUGAUCAAUUUAUUGGAAAAGAUAUUGCCCAAUUUCGUCGAGUCGGUUUUGAUGGACAAUCCAGACAACAAGUUCAACCCACCUACAUGUCAUCUGGCACCCUUUGGCUCUUACGCUUUAGGUGGCUAUACGAGGAGCUCUGAUAUUGAUUGUGUUUUACUCUGUCCUUGGUCCAUUCGCAGACAGGAUUUCUUUCAAUAUUUUCCUCGCCAUCUUAAAAAAAUGGCCACCGUCCUUGAUGUAGAGCUAGUACGUCGAGCGACGGUUCCCAUCAUCAAAUGCGUCAUUGACAAUAUUUCUGUGGAUAUCUCCUUUGUUCGAUUGAGAUUACCGACCAUUGUUAAAGACAACCUCGACCUUCUCGAUGACAACCUCCUGGAAGGGAUCGACCCCACUUGUGUCGCAAGUAUGGACGGUCCUCGCGUUUGUCAAUUCAUCCAAUCCCACAUCAAACCAGAACACAGACUGCUUUUCAACUCGUGCUUGCAAAUCAUCAAACACUGGGCGAGUCAACGUCAAAUCUACAACAAACCUUUAGGCUACUUGAAUGGCAGCACCUGGACAUUACUCCUGCUUAAAAUAUACAUGACCCAUCGGCAAGCACCCAAUUUAGAUAUCUCGCAGUUAUUGAUUCGAUUUUAUGAUACCUGGGCUGAUUGGCCAUGGCCAACGCCAGUCCUCUUUACAGACAAAAUACCAGGACGUAACCAAAAGCUGGAAUACAAAAUGUUGAAAGAAUUUGAGGAAGCUGUCAUGCCGAUAGUGUCCCCUUGUUAUCCAGUGUCUAAUGCAGCACCCUAUGUGACUAAAUCCACCAAAACCAUCAUGACGAGAGAAUUCGAAAGAGCAUCCAUUAUACUGAAUACCCAAGUCAGUCCAUUGAAAAAACUCAACAAAUUUUUUAAUGCAGUGAAUUACUUUAAAAGAUACCAUCACUUUUUAACCAUUACAACAAGUUGUACAACAGCGAAUAACCAUGAACAUUGGAUUAGACGCAUGGCACAUAAUAUACCAGUCUUUAUCGGGUUAUUGGAAAAAUCACGAUUUAUCCGAUUGAUGCAACCUGCCAGCAAAGAAAUAACCAGUAUAUAUAAUUACCGGACUCAUUCAGAAAAGGAAGCCUUACGAAACAACUAUACCAUGGAAGAGGUCAAAUCGUUACAGAACACAGGCAUUUUCACACCAGGUACUCUGUAUUUGACUUACUACUUUAUCGGUAUAGAAGUCGAGGAAGGCUGUAAAUGUGUGGACUUGUCCGAUAUAGUAACGGCAUUCCUUGAUGUGCUGAAGAGCAAAAAGCAAAAGAAUGAAGAUGUACAUUGGCAUAUACAGCAUAUGACGAAACGUAGGGUGGCUGCCAUUUUAGGAGUGCCUACCGAUGAACGAACAAACAACACCUCGAAAGAAUAA